This is a messenger RNA of Naegleria fowleri, 3141 nucleotides long. RefSeq lists its product as uncharacterized. Lineage: Eukaryota; Heterolobosea; Eutetramitea; Acrasida; Naegleriidae. The coding region runs from base 1 to 3141 and encodes 1046 amino acids. The transcript has 2 exons. The record is from RefSeq and is a predicted model, not a curated record.
AUGGGCACACAAGAAAUGCAUUCGUGUCCAUCAUUAUUGAUCUUCUUGCCUGAAGAAAUUCUUGAAAAUAUUCUCAUCCAGAUCCGAUCACCUUCAGAUGUCAUUUCUUUUGUUCUCACAUGCUCUCAAAUGUACAGAAUUUUCAAGAGACUUCGCACACAUGAUUUGGAUGAAAUUCGUGUCGAAUAUUUAAAUCAAAAUAUUCAUAAUAUUAAUAAUAACAGUGAAUGGUCCGAUCUCAUUGAACCACGAAAGAAAGGAUCAAGAUUAAUUGAAUUAUUUUCAAGAGGCUCUUCCCGAAAUAUGUGGACCUAUGAUGAAUAUUUCAAAUGUCAUUCACCCUAUUCGUGGCCUUCAAGUUGUUUUAAAAAAGGAAUUACCUAUACUUCGACGGUUUUGCCGAUUGAUGAAGAGAGUGUCAAUCCUUCUAUGACUUCAUGUGAGAAUGACAACUCCGGUUGUGUAAAUGAAAGUAACGACAGCUCCAACCGUGUAGAGGUUUCUCCAAUUCAAAUCAAACAACGUGAUAUUGAGAUACACUCAUCUGUUGAGGAAGAUUAUAGAUUUUAUCCUAAUGAAGACGUUUAUGAGAUAGUUUUUGGAGAAUUUGUAAAGAGAAAGUUGAAAGAUGAUCCAUUUUCCAAAGAGGAACAAGAAUCCACAGAGCCAAUGAUCAUUGGAGAUGAAGAACCCCAGUAUAUAGAGCAUAAUAAUGUCGUUUAUUCAGAUAAGAUAUCCUCCUUUAAAAAUUCUUACAAUGUAUACAUGACCAAAUAUUGUGAAAACAUUGUUCGGUUGUAUGAAAAACCAGAAAAAGCUACCAUUGAUUCCUUUAGAAAUAGACUUGACGACAUUUUGAAAUGUAACCCAGUCAUUGAGACUUUACUCGAAUGUUUAUUUGAAUAUAAUAGAACAACAUUCACACGAAACAGAUUUAUUAUCGCAGGAGGAUUCAUACUCCAUCUAUUGUGUGGAUGUGGAUGUAGUGAUGUUGACAUUUUCACUAUUCGCAAUGGAGAAAAUGAUUCUGUCAUUAUGAAGGAUUUACGUAGAGUAUUGCUACAGUUUGAAAAGUUGGCACGAGAAAGAAGGUUGGACUUCAAUAUUUUGAAAACAAAUGGAACACUUAAUAUAUGCAUACCCUCGGUACAACGCAACCUUGUAGAAAGCUACCCUCCUCGACCGAUUCCAGACGCUCAAUUAAUGGCUCAAUUUGUUUUGAGAAAAAUAGAAACCAUUGAGGAAAUUAUGUGUUUCUUUGAUUUGGAUUGUUGUCGCUUCUGUUAUGACGGCAAAACAGUUUAUACAAUAUUAGAAGGAUUGAGAGCUCUCAAAUACAAGAUUAAUUUUGUUUCAAAAGAGCACAUUCAGAAAGGAAUGUAUUACAAUAGAGCAUGCAAAUUUGGAAAAAGAGGUUUUCACACUCUCUUUAUUCUACUCCACCCACUUUUCCAUGUCAUUCAUGCAGACUUUAUGAUACGAGAUUUAAAGCAAGACAUCUUUGAAAGACAAGUAUCAGGAGAGAACGACAAUGAAAACAAUAUUUGGUGUGGAUUCUUUAAUCCUGCUUCUGGAAAAUAUUUUGCUCGGGAGCAUAGAGACAUUGACAAAACAAAAGAUCUAGAUGAAUCUAAUUAUUACACAGUAGUUUUGAGAAGUUUGUCUUACGAACUUGUUGACACUGUUCUAAAGCACGGUUUAAAGGAAUGUUUUUCAUACGAUUAUAUUGACGGAAGAUGGAUCAACGACGUUGGAGGAUCCAUAAUUUCAAGAUCUUUACUUGAAAGGAUAACACAUCAUAUUACGAAGGAAGAUAUUCACAUAUUUUGUACUAGUUUGGCAGAAUUAUUUUUGAAGGAUGCAUCAUCUUACUUUUUGGAAGGAUAUUUUGAAAGCCACUUGAGACACAAGUAUAAUAUUUACAAAUGUUACAUUUGUGGAAAAUAUUCACAUCAUUGCCAUGAAAUUUCCUUGCAGGAGGACAGAAUAUAUUUAAAAAUUCCCAAACGAGAAAAAAGACUGAUAGAAAUCGAAGAGAAAUUUGGAAUGUGUAGUUCUUGCAAAAUGUUUCACGAGCAAAAAUCUAUUCAAUCUCCUCAAUUUAAGGCAAAAAAUUUGUCAUCAAAGGUCGCUAUAGUUACAGGAGGCAGAAUUAAGAUUGGGUUUGAAACAGCACUCAUUCUACUGAGAUGUAAUGCAAAAGUGAUUGUUACCACUCGAUUCGUCGAGGAUGCUUUACAAAGAUUUAAAUCAGAGAAAGAUUACUCCAAUUGGAAACACGCCUUAAUAUUAUAUCCUCUCAAUUUGAAAGACGGAAAAUCAGUGUUACAUUUCACAGAUUUUGUUUUUAAGAACUUUCCACUAGUCGAUAUUUUAAUUAACAAUGCAGCACAAACAGUGAAACGACCAUUGAAUUACUAUGAGACACUUUUCAAUCUUGAAAAGCAGCAAAAUAAUUCUCUCACUCACUGUAAACACAACAAGUUGAACGACACAGCAAUAGCUGAAAAUUUAGUAGAAUUACGAAAACAAACCAUUGAAAUUACCAAACGAGAUGAAUGGAAUAUUUCAGAUUUGAAACUUGCCCAAACAUUAUUUCCAAGUGGAAAAACCGAUAAAUGGGGAGAACAGCUCGAUAAUCGAUGGCUCAACUCUUGGAAUCAAAAACUCUUUGAAAUUUCCAACGUUGAACUUAUUGAAGCUCAAAUGAUUAACGGUGUAGCCCCAACUAUUUUAGUUUCAAAAUUAUUCGAUUGCAUGAAAUAUUCUCGCAGCAACAAGAUGAAUGAUGAACAUUUCGAUGAAAAUGAUUCCGUUUCAAUGGGUCACAGCUUUAUUAUCAAUGUGACUAGUCAUGAAGGACAAUUCGAAACAGAAGGUAAAACAGAUAAUCAUAUUCAAACCAAUAUCAGUAAGGCAUCCCUGAAUAUGAUGACACGAAGUGCAGCCAAUUUCUUUGCUAAACAUGGUAUUUUAAUGAAUAGUGUGGAUACAGGUUGGAUCAGUUCUGCCUUACCGGAAACAUUCAAAGUCCCACCACUCUCUGCCAAAGAUGGUGCACUACGAAUUUUGGAUCCCAUCUUGACAGGUUCUUUUGCUUUUGGAAAAUUAUUCAAAAACUAUCAAGUGGUUGAGUGGUAA